AUCCACCAGAGCUCACAAUAAUCGUAUAUGUGUGUCUAUGUGUAUAUAAACCAUGUGCAUGUCUGUUGGUUCAACAUAUUAGGAGAAAACUGACCAUUCGUACACAAAUUUAAUUCAUGUAAUAUUUCUUGUGAUGUAGAUAUAUUUAUUUUAGUAAAUUUAAUAAGGUUGUAAAUUCGAUGUGUCUUUUUUUUCAAACUGAAAGAUACUUAAAUUAAUUAUUAUUAUAGAGUUAUAAACUAAAGAUAAAAAUGACAUUAGCUGUGAUUUAUUGGUGGAUAUAAUAAUAUGCAAAUUAAUAAGUGAAAAAAUAACAAGUUAUUAAAAAUACAAUAAAUUAAAGUUGAAAAAUAUGUCAAGUUUACAAUUGGAAUUAACUGCUCCGGAAACAUUACUUUCCUUAAUUCAAAGUUUAGCUGAUUUACCAUGCAGUGCCAUACAACAAAAAUUAAACAAAUAUAUUCAAGAAAAAACUGGUGCUGAACUUUCAUUCCUUGCUCCAAUCUUGCCGAAGACCGAGGAAAUAGUGGUUCAUGUUGUUGGUCAAAAAAUAUUAGAUCGAGGAUUGAGAUUUCCUAUAAAUCAAUCUGAAGAGUACAAUGAAGUAUUGAAUAGAGUGAUAAGACUAAGAAAAGCCAUAGAAAUCGAUUGUAAUCAAUUAAACCAGGAAUUAUUGGGACACUUAAAAUCAAGUAUUAAUUCUACUUCUAAUAAAGUACUAAGUAUUCCAAUAGAACAUCCAAUUGAUCAACACAUUGCUUUGGUUGUUUGUAUUAAUAAUUAUCCAAAUGAAGCAAAUGCUGAAACAGUUUGUACCAAAAUUGUUCAGGAAUGUUUUCGAUAUUGCCUCGGGUUAGUACUAACAACAUUAAAUUGUGAAGAAGAAACGCGUUUGAAGCUUCAAUGUCAAAAUCUGCUUACUGUUUCUCGAAAAUUGUUUACACAUUUAGGUGACUUGACGGAUUUAUUACGAGAAAUAAUGAUAGAAGCACGAAAAUUAACUAACGCUGAAAGAUGCUCACUUUUUCUUCUUGAUAAUGAUCAUCAAGAGCUGGUAGCAAAAGUUUUUGAUGGAAUAAAAGCAGCAGAUGAAAUGCGAGUGCCUAUUAAUCAAGGAAUAGCUGGACAUGUAGCAACCUCUGGAAAUUUGCUCAAUAUAAGGAAUGCAUAUGAACAUCCACUUUUUUAUAGAGGAAUGGAUGAAGUAACAGGAUUUAGGACAAGAAAUAUUCUCUGUUUUCCCAUUAGAGAUGAAACUCAAAUCAUCGGUGUAGCUCAGUUAUGUAAUAAAAUAAAUGGACUGUACUUUGAUGUGUGUGAUGAAGAGGUAGCAACAGCUUUCAGCAUUUACUGUGGGAUUUCCAUCAUGCACAGUAUUAUUUAUAAAAAGAUUCAGGAUGCUCAAGCAAGAAGUAAAAUCAGCAAUGAGCUAAUGAUGUACCACAUGAAAGUUGAAGAAGAUGCUAUUAUAGCUUUAUUAAAUUGUAAAGAUGAUCAUAGUCUAAAAGACUUUGACAAAUUUGACUUCUGUCCUCGAAGUAUUCUUCAUGAACAUACUCCUUGUUAUACUCUAAGAAUGUUCGAUGAUCUAGGUCUUACCAAAUUUUGGCGAAUUCAACGAAAAGCAUUAGCUCAGUUCAUAUUGUAUGUGAAAAAAGGUUACAGAGAUGCUCCGUAUCAUAAUUGGAUCCAUGCAUUUUCAGUUGCACAUUUUGCUUAUCUCAUGAUCAAGAACUUUAAUCUCGUUGCUAAUAAUUACAUGUCUCAAUUACAAUCUCUAGUAUUUCUAGUAUCCUGUCUCUGUCAUGAUAUUGAUCAUAGAGGGACCAAUAAUUCAUUUCAAACUCAAUGUGGGACUGUUCUGGCAAGUCUUUAUAGUUCUGAAGGUUCGGUGAUGGAAAGACAUCACUUAGCUCAAUCUAUGUGCAUUCUCAAUACUGAUGGUUGUAAUAUUUUCGAAAAUCUUGAGGGUGAUUUAUAUAGCAAAGCAUUAGAUUUAUUGAGAAAUAAUAUUUUGGCAACUGAUCUUGCUUCACAUUUCCGAACAAUGGAUGAACAAGAAAAAAUGUUAAGAGAAGGAUAUGAGAAAGAAAAUCCAACUCAUCAAAAGCUGCUCCAUGCUAUGUUUAUGACAUGUUGUGAUCUUAGUGAUCAAACGAAGGAUUGGAGAACAUCGAAAAAAACUGCUGAGCAAAUUUAUGAUGAAUUCUUUUCCCAAGGUGAUUUAGAAAAAAGCAUGGGAACAGCUCCAAUUGAAAUGAUGGAUCGAGAGAGAGCGUCAAUACCAAAUUUGCAAGUACAAUUUAUAACGAACCUUGUUUUGCCACUUUUUCAAAAUCUUGCCACAUUAUUUCCUAUUGCCGAGUGUCUUGUCAAAACUAUUAAGAAAAAUCGUGAUAUUUGGAAAUCUGCAGUAUCUAUAUUUCAUGAAUACAGCAAAAAUGGUAUUAAAGGAAUGGAUGUGUUAUUAGAUCCGAAUGUUGAACAACAAAUUCUUACUGCCUAUGAAUCGCAAACGAAAUCAACAUAAAUUUAUUAUUUCGUUCUUUAGUCAAAAUAUAUAGGAACAAAAAUGCUUAUUAUCUCUUUAUCUAAAGGAUACUAUUUCAAAUACUCUUUUAUUCAACUAAGAAGAGAUGAAAUUAUUAACGUAAAGCAUUUUUGCAGAUUGUUCUUCUUCUUGUGAUUCAAAAUUAAGUUUAAAAUAGUAGAAAUUACAUAAUAGAUAUAAAUUUCAGAGCGCUGGCGCCUUUUACAAUGUAAAAAUUACUAUUUAUUGAAAAACUUUGUAGGGCAAUUUUAAAUGACUAGAAAGAGUAGAAAUAUUGGAAGCUUUUUAUUAUCUAAUCAACCUAUGAAUUCAAAUUAGAGUUCCUUCCAAUCUCUAUUGUCAAGUACAUGAUAUUAAAAAUAAAUAGACUCAUUAAAA
Molecule: messenger RNA, 2929 nt
Organism: Chelonus insularis
Lineage: Eukaryota; Metazoa; Arthropoda; Insecta; Hymenoptera; Braconidae
Product: cGMP-dependent 3',5'-cyclic phosphodiesterase-like
Exons: 10
Coding region: 353-2530 (725 amino acids)
Biological process (GO): negative regulation of receptor guanylyl cyclase signaling pathway; cGMP catabolic process; regulation of mitochondrion organization
Cellular component (GO): nucleus; mitochondrial matrix; mitochondrial outer membrane
Molecular function (GO): protein homodimerization activity; 3',5'-cGMP-stimulated cyclic-nucleotide phosphodiesterase activity; 3',5'-cyclic-GMP phosphodiesterase activity
Source: RefSeq, a predicted model, not a curated record